Messenger RNA from Plectropomus leopardus (leopard coralgrouper), 570 nucleotides. The record is from RefSeq and is a predicted model, not a curated record. Lineage: Eukaryota; Metazoa; Chordata; Actinopteri; Perciformes; Serranidae.
CACGGAGAGCUGUGCUCCACACGCAGCACUAUGCACUGUAUCCUCAUCAUUCACGGCCUCAGCUCUGUACCUGUUUUUAUUGUACUCUUAAUCUUCUUUGCAUCAGCUCCUCUCCGCUUUUACACACAACACAGAAUAUGUUCAGCUCUGCUUUUCAUCUCGCAGACUUGGCUGAUUUAUCUGAUGUCAGCUAUGAAACAGCUUUACUUCUUGAUUAUGUGUAUUAUUAUUGUAUUCUCCUAUAUUAAGAUAAUGAAAGUGGCCAAAGCUGCAUCAGGAGAAAAUAAAAAGUCAACAUGGAAAGGGCUCAGAACAGUAAUUCUUCAUGCUUUCCAGCUGCUGCUCUGUCUCAUCCAGCUGUGGUGCCCAUUCAUAGAUGCUGCUGUACUUCAGAUUGAUUUUAGGUUAUAUAUUUAUGUCAGGUACUUUAAUUACAUUAUAUUUUACCUUACUCCAAGAUGUCUGAGUCCUCUAAUUUAUGGCCUCAGGGAUGAAAAGUUUUUUCUUGCACUGAAGUACUAUGUUUUCUGUGGCUUUGACAAGAGCAAUUCUUUUCAUUUGACAAAUUAG